Acanthoscelides obtectus is the source of this 363-nucleotide messenger RNA. Lineage: Eukaryota; Metazoa; Arthropoda; Insecta; Coleoptera; Chrysomelidae. The record is from the annotation of a GenBank genome assembly.
ACAAGUGGUGGAAAUUCUCGACACCAGAUGGCCUAGAGGGAAUGCUGGUUCCCGAUGAGACUAACACUAUUGUUGCUAAAAAAGUAAGAGGGGCUGCAAAAAGAAAAGCCACGGUUCAGCCUUAUUUAAUAGUGGUAGGACCAGAUCUAUCGAACAUAGAAAGGAAUUAUAUUGUUACUGACGAUAACAUAACCUAUAUACAUAUGUAUACUCUGAUUAUACUCUGAUACAAAAAUCUGUGUAUAAGAUUAAUCUACAUACAGACGAAAUUAUUUUGGAUAUUUAUGUGAGUCCAUUACCUGCGUUGCACCAUUGACGUUGAUUUAAUGUAAUGUGAUGUUUAUAUGAAAAUAAAUAUGUGAC